This is a messenger RNA of Phacochoerus africanus (Common warthog), 5705 nucleotides long. RefSeq names its product SAP30 like (gene SAP30L). The transcript is spliced from 4 exons. Gene Ontology annotation, biological process: regulation of DNA-templated transcription. Gene Ontology annotation, cellular component: histone deacetylase complex. Gene Ontology annotation, molecular function: protein binding; transcription coregulator activity. The record is from RefSeq and is a predicted model, not a curated record. Lineage: Eukaryota; Metazoa; Chordata; Mammalia; Artiodactyla; Suidae. Bases 3 to 551 code for a protein of 182 amino acids.
AAAUGAACGGCUUUAGCACCGAGGAGGACAGCCGCGAAGGGCCCCCCGCCGCCCCCGCCGCCGCCCCGGGCUACGGCCAGAGCUGCUGCCUCAUCGAGGACGGCGAGCGCUGCGUCCGGCCCGCGGGCAACGCCUCCUUCAGCAAGAGGGUCCAGAAGAGCAUCUCGCAGAAGAAACUCAAGCUGGACAUCGACAAGAGCGUAAGGCACCUAUAUAUCUGCGAUUUCCACAAAAACUUCAUCCAGAGUGUACGAAAUAAAAGGAAGAGGAAGACAAGUGACGAUGGUGGAGACUCUCCUGAGCACGACACAGACAUUCCCGAGGUUGAUCUGUUCCAGCUGCAGGUGAACACUCUCCGACGUUAUAAACGACACUACAAAUUGCAGACCAGACCAGGCUUCAAUAAGGCCCAGUUAGCAGAAACUGUCAGUCGACACUUCAGGAACAUACCCGUGAACGAAAAGGAGACCCUGGCGUACUUCAUCUACAUGGUGAAGAGUAACAAGAGUAGACUGGACCAGAAAUCAGAGGGCGGCAAGCAGCUCGAGUGAGGGUGAAGCACGUCUCCGGGGAAUGAGGUGUGAUGCUUAGUGCACAGGUGACAUCUGCUACAUCUACACCCAUAAAGACUGUUAAAUUUUAUUGUAAAUAAAAAUGUUUGAAUGGCGAAUACUCUAAAUCUUUUCGGUCAGGAGGCUUGUAUUCUCAUGAUUCAGCAUGUUAUACACAGACUUUCUCUUAAGGCAACUACUGGACUGAAAAAAAAAAAGAUCAGAAUGAGAAGGAAAGAAACGCAGUGUACUGCCACAUUCAACAAAGCAUUAAGUCAUUUCUGCCGGAAAUGUAGACGGACAAAUACUUUGGUAGGCACCUUGCAGUCCCACACUGCCACAGGUGAGGUGUAGCCCAGGAACGGUGGCAGGGUGAGGCUGGCAGUGGAGGUGUAUGAGCACGUCUGCUGGGAUCGUAGACACCCCGCUUUGUUGCAGGCUUUGUCAUUUAUCAGCAAAUCAGCUUGACACUGGUCCCCUCACCGGCCUUGUGCCUUGCAUACAGUAGGCACUCAGUCAGUAUUUGGUGGCUGGUCCAGCUGUCACUAACAGUGCCAGUCUUAUAAUGAUCUGCUUCCCACCUCUAGGUAUUGAGACCUCUGCUGUUUCUGUUGCUCACCACUUAACUUCCAGAGUGCGGAGGAAGUCCUAAUGCACCGACAGGAGGUUUCAGGGCAGACGAGGACAGCAGGGCAGCCUCAGGCGCCAAACUGCAUUCGUGGAGGCCCCAGAAACACUGGUGCAGAGGCCUUCCCCCUUCCUGCCCCCGGAGUCCUGGCCCUCUGUGUGCCCUCCACGCUUCAUUCUUCGGGGUGAAGCUAUGUAUUUGACUUGAGCCAUUCUCCUGGGCCAGAAAUACUUAUCAAAGAGAGAUAUUUAGUGGUUUGGGGCUCAUGUUUUUCUGAAGUAAUACUUAGUUCACAACCACAAGAGGCCGCCAAGGACAGUGUGAUUCCUGCUCAGAAGCCCAGCUCUGGGAUAGAAAAUCUGACCGGCCGUGACUUCUUGGACUUGGGGGUCAACAGCAAAUCAUGGGUUUGAGCAACAAAGGUCAGUGCCAUCUAAUUUUCAUUUUUGUGAGCAAUUUGCCUCUCUUUUAGGGGGAAAGAUUGCUAAAAUUUAUUUUUUUUAAAGGAUUAGGAAUUACCUGAUUUUGUGUGUGUGUGUGUGUGUUUAAAGACGCAGAUUCUCUAUCAAAGCCAAAGUAUCCUUUGAAAACAAAGCUUUAUAUCCAGAAGUAUGCUUUUGCAAAAUUUUCUAGUCAUUGUGUUGGGGGCCAGAGGGUGUGGACAGGGAUUGGGAAGAAAAGGGAAGAAAGGACUUGAAUUCUAAUUUCUGACCAUCUCCACACAUACUGUGGUCAGAAGUAUCACUGUCUUACUCAGUUUUAGUUCUGAGUUCUUAAGCCUUAAAGAAUAUGAGCAGCAGUGGACAACCUGGCCUGGUAGGGAGUUUUAAUAUCUCACAGGUGGCUGAGUCUAAGCAUCCACAGAGAGAAGUCAGAACAGCCGCGCCCCCAGCAGGGUGGUGGAGCGCCCAGAGGUCUUGGUGCUGUGGAGCAUGCUUUCCCUGCACGGAGACGGGGCCACCACUCGCACUAAAACACCGUGGGUCCCAUUGCAGCUACGCUUUCACCAGUGUUCACAGUGCAUGUCUAGCAGAUUGCAGCCUUUUAAAAUACGUAUAAAUGAAUAGAGAGAGAGCAAACUCUAGACUGUGAGGGGGUCUUAUUUUCAUACACCUGACUGUGAAUGGCACAUCGGUGAGCUCUCUGCCUGUUUUUAGUCAUUGAGAUUCAGUACAUAUUUAGAGAGUGUCUCACUAUUUACAGCUGAAAGCUGUUGGUGGGUAGGCAUCAAGAAGGCUCAAACGCCUGUGGCUUGUGUUGGUUUUUCCCUGAGAAGCUGAGUUAGAAGGGCUUUGAAGACAUCCAACAGCAAACCCUCUUUGCCAUGGGCAGUGUUUUCUCAUCAGGCUGGCCUUUGGGGGCAGAUGGGGUUAAGGCAUUGGUAGCCAGCUCUCUGGAAAUGUCCACAUCUUACUGAGGGGAAAGAAAAAUGUAUCUUUCUGAUGUUUGAACCAAAACUGUGGGUGUGUAGGUCACGGCACUGCUUCUUUAAAAGCAAAUCUGUGUUCCCAGUCGAGAGAGACCGCAGGGCAUUUCUGCACAAGAAGCUGUGGUGUUCGGCCCCAUCUCUUCCUGUGUGUCUGUACAAGUGCUUUUUUCCUGCGUGGAGCCUGGGGAACCUCUCCCGCCUCAGCCGGAUGCUGUGUGCACUCCAGGCCCAGGCCCUCUUCCCUCUAAAGUACUUCGGAAAGUGGAAGUUGUGGGUGUCUUUUCAACCUUUGAAAACAUGUCAGGUGAGAGAAAAGACAAAGCUCUCUGAACUUAUGUUUUUUCUUGUGUGCAGAAAUCUGUUCUUUGAUAAGACCACCAAGCCACUUGCCUUAGCCUCUUCUGCAGUUUCCCACAGCUUCAUCUGCGGGCAGGAGAGUUCUGCCUGUUAGAAAUGGUGGGCCCUCCAAAGCAACCGGGUCUGGCUUCAGGGAGCAGUGGGGUUUGGGGAGGGCGGCUUUGUAUCUCACCUGUCAAGGACUUGCACUUCGCUCCACCUGUAACAUUGCAGCAUUGCCUUCUCCCCUCUUGGUGCUCCUGGGCGAAACUGGAAUAUAAACUCCAGAACUGGUGUUGGCGCCUUAAGAGCACGGCUCCUGCCUCCGUUCCGGCCUGGUGUGGUUCUUUCAUACGCUCCGAAGCUUGUCACUCGGAAUUGUCAAUAUCCUGCUACUCAUGAUGCUUCAUUUUUAAGGUCUUUAAAAAACAAGUGGACAAAACUUCUUAUUUCAACAAAUGAACCCUUAGGUUGGCAACAGUGUGUGAAAAAGAUUUUGGCUGAAUCCCUUGAAAGAAAGCAACUGAAGGAUUCAAGAUCGGUGGUGUUAAAGGAAGAGGAAUUUCACUGAUGUGAUACAGCCGCCAAGUUGUUAGAUGUUCCUGUCAUGGCUAAACAGUCACAGCUAGUCUUCCAGAGAACAGAUACUCAGAACUGUUUAUAGCUGGAAUGUUGCAGCUACCUUGGCAUUUCAGCUGUUUAUUUUGUGGGAGCUUUUUGUUAAUAUCCCGCAGGGCACCUGCCUGGUGGAAAGCAGAAAGUAGGAGAGGGCUCUCACCGUGGGGCCCGGCCACGGACCCCAGGGCUGUUGCUGCGUGGAAAUCAGCUGAAGGCUCUCAGUCAUUACCAUGACUGGCAAGAUCCAAAAGUUGGGAAAGGGCCUUUAAGUCACCCAGUCCAGCCUCCCCAUAGGUGCUGACAUUCUGCUGACGACCGCCCACCAAGGGUUUGAGCAGCCUGGGCUUAAACACCUCUGAGGACAGAGAACUCACUACCUCCUGGGGAAGCCUGUUCUAUUUUUGUAAACCUCUGGCUUUUCUGUGUUCUCCAUAACUUCCAUCUGAGUCCUCUGCCCAGUAGGGGGCCACGUUAGUUGGCCAAGGACCUCAUUGCUGGCACUGUCCCAGGGCACAGUGCUUAUCUUUUGGAAAGAGCAGCUAGCAGAUAGACACCUUGGUGUCCUGGCUGUCUGUCCUUCCCCUGAGUAUGGGCCCAUUCAGUUCCUUGUUGGAGAUGUCACGGAACCCCCAUCAGGCUCAUUACACUCCUUGACCUUGCUGAAGCUGAUGGGGGAGGUCGGGGGGAGGAAGUGUUAUCUGCCUGCUAAAACUUACCUGAAGACAGAAGAGGCCUUAGUUUUGUGCUUGGCUCACAAAAACCGAUGCUCUCAUCUCUAAGGAAAAGUUUUAGCGGGGAGAUUUAAAAAUGUGGUCAUUGCUCUGUGUGGCAUCGAAAGGUUACACGGCCACCGAGGGCUUGUAUCUUAAGAUUCCUGCAAGAACAACUUCACUUCAUUGUUUUUAUCGAGAAAACAAAGCUUAGGAACUUGGGGGAACCACACGUCUCAGGGUCAGAGAAGUACCGUAUUUCCAAGCUGGAAAGUCCUUUAAGGUUGCCGCUGCCUAGUCAUUAAUUUUUAGGGAUGAGGAAACAGAAAUUCGAAAGGGUUUACUUACCUGAGUGCGGUGGCACCACCUGGGCCAGCCUCUCCUCCUGACUUGCCGGGCACUCGUUUCCAACUUGCAGCAUAGCUGUAACCCAGCCUGAAGUGAGCUGCCCUUGGAUCCUGGAGACCUUGCCACUGAGCAGAGUUUUGCAAGGCCAGCGUGGCUCUCAGGGACUGGGAACCAACUUGUAGGACGCAAGGUUGUGUGUAAAGAUCAGGAAGGCAGUCAGGUGAGUUUGCCAAACCGGGGGAGGGGAGAAUAGAAGUAGCCUAUAAUUUCAGACCAAGGUUCAAAAGUCCUGGCGGGAAAUGUGGUGUUGUCCUAGAAUCUAAAUUCUCAUGAAAUACACUUGCCGUGUGGUCAGUGGCCGCCUUUCAGGUGGCCCUUGGAGGUUGGGUAAUUCCGGUGACCCUGACUUGGACAGACACAGCUCUGUGGCCCUGCCAUCCGCAGCCCUGUCCCUGUGAGGGAGAGAGGCCGUUGAACUGAAGGACAGGUGAACUCAGGAUCAUGCCCUGGGAAGCAUGGUGCUUUAGGGGUGCCUUUGUAGUCCUCUCCUUUCAUGACAGAUUGUUUCCAAGCUUAUGGUCAGGAAGGGUAAAUUGAUCCCAUGUUUUGAGGUGGAAUCCACCCAGGGGCAAGGUGGGCCCUUUCUUCGGGCCGGGUGGUCUACCCUCGUUGCUUCACCCAGCUUGCAUCUUCAAGCACAAGCCUUUCGGUUGCUCUCGCCUAACGAACACAUCUUUGCUGAUGACAGAGGCUUGUACAGAAUCCCUGUUUCACGUGUCUGUUAUGUGUUAUGCCCAUCGGAGUGUUGGCGGGGGUGCGGUUUGUUUUUAUUUUUCCGUUUUGUAACUGCCUUAUCGAAAAGCAAGUGCCCUUCCAUUCCAGGCCUCCUCAUAUUGUACGUGUUUCCUGCCAAAUCGGGGGGAUCAUUUGUAUUUUAAUUUUGUAAUCUAUGGCUCUGUACUGUUGAAAGGCUCUCGAUUCUGUGGGGUCUCCUUGGUAUGUAUGUGACUUUUCAUGUUGCAAUAUCACACAGAUGGGACAGCCCGACUUUUGCUCUUAAUAAACGAUCUGAGUGAGAAACAAGA